This is a messenger RNA of Osmerus eperlanus (European smelt), 1914 nucleotides long. It is a transcript of the gene panx1b, whose product is annotated as pannexin 1b. Gene Ontology annotation, cellular component: plasma membrane. The transcript is spliced from 6 exons. The record is from RefSeq and is a predicted model, not a curated record. The coding region runs from base 255 to 1544 and encodes 429 amino acids. Gene Ontology annotation, molecular function: wide pore channel activity. Gene Ontology annotation, biological process: monoatomic cation transport; cell-cell signaling; positive regulation of interleukin-1 production. NCBI's taxonomy places the organism in Eukaryota, Metazoa, Chordata, Actinopteri, Osmeriformes, Osmeridae.
GCUGGCUACCACAACAAGAACAUAACGGGACAUGAGUCAGAGGCUGGGUGGUAGACUUUCAUCAAGAACAGUUUUAUCUUAUUGUAAUAGUAAUUACAUAGUGGUAGUAGUAAUCGUAGUAAUUCAAGUAAUUAAUUCUCAUUUAUUUAGCUAAACUGGAUAAUGUGCGGUCAAAAACCAUGGAAACGUCGCUAUUAGAUCCUUUACAAAUGCCUCUAUAAUUAAGCUGUAGCCUGCUGAGGGGUUCUAUAGCCAUGGCGAUUGCACACUUAGCUACUGAGUACGUUUUUUCUGAUUUUUUAUUAAAAGACCCAACAGAGUCGAAGUACAAAGGGGUGCGCUUGGAGCUGGCAGCGGACAAAAUAGUAACGUUCAUCGGGGUUGGUCUCCCUUUGUUACUAAUAUCUCUUGCAUUUGCUCAGGAAGUAUCUGUAGGUACCCAGAUCAGCUGUUUUGCCCCUACCGGUUUCUCCAUGCGGCAGGCCAUCUAUGUUGACUCCUAUUGCUGGGCGGCAGUGCAACAACAGCAGCCUGAUGUUGAUGAGGCGCGGAGUGCGCCCCUAUGGCUGCAUAAGUUCUUCCCCUACAUCCUGCUGUUAGUGGCCAUCCUCAUGUACAUCCCUGCCUUGUUCUGGCGCUUCACAGCGGCGCCCCACCUGUCCUCGGACCUCAACUUCAUCAUGGAGGAGCUGGACCGCUCCUACAACCGCGCCAUCACGCUGGCCAAGAACCUGGCUGCGUUAGACUCCAAAGACGUGGCGGAAACCUCCCACAGUGCCUUGGACCUGACAGAGGGCUGCUUUAAGUAUCCUCUGGUGGAGCAGUAUCUGAAGACCAAGCGUUCCUCCCGCCGCCUGGUGGUCAAGUACCUGGCAUGCCGGGGGUUCACCCUGCUCACCCUCCUGCUGGCCUGCCUCUACCUCGGGUACUACAUCCGCCUGGCCUCCCUCACCGACGAGUUUGCCUGUGACGUGCGAUCGGGCCUGCUGAGGAACGACAGCGCCGUCCCGGCGGCGGUGCAGUGUAAGCUGGUGGCGGUGGGGGUCUUCCGACUGCUCAGCUACAUCAACCUGGCCGUCUACGUCCUCCUGGUGCCCCUGGUGGCGUUCGCCUCCGUGGGCCCCGCCCGCCAGAGCUCCCGUUUCCUCCGGCCCUACGAGAUGCUGCCGGCGUUCGGCGACCUGGACCUGGCCACGCCGUUCUACAACGACCUCAGCGUCUACCUGCUGUUCCUCGAGGAGAACCUGAGCGAGCUCAAGUCCUUCAAGUGUCUGCAGGUGCUGGAGCUGCUGAGAGAGGGGGGCGGGGAGGCCUUCGACACCAUGUGUCUGCUGCGCGCGCUGGGCCAGGUGAAGACGGAUGUGUCGGACGGUACGAAACUGCACAUCGUUAAGGAUGGCGCAGAUGUGGUGAGGCCCGGGGAGGAAAACAGCUCGACUGAGCUUAAAGAUGCAUCUACCUUGCUUCUGGAUGACGAUGUGAAGAAAUCUAAGGACCAAGGCUGCUGUGAUGUGAAAAAAGAAGUACGACAGAGAGUUCUUUGAAGCGUCUGUGUGAUUCAUUAUUACAAAUGGACAGAAAAAGUUAAAUGGGUCCAGUCAAUAGCUUGUAUCGAUUUUUUAAAGCUACUGUUUUCAGGAACUUAAAAGAGCACUUAGUCUGUUUUUCUUCUCCCUUUGAAAUGUAAGCCAUAUGCAAUGACUGAGAGCUCAAAGCUUCUUUUAUUCCGUAGCCCUUGGGCCUUCAGCCAGCUUUUAUUCAGGUAUGCUGUAAAAGUUCUGAAGGUGUUUUCAUUCACGGUCGAACUGUAAGCUUGCAUGUGUGUACUUCUACUUUUUUAAACAAGUUAUAUUGUUUGACAGUACAAGUGCUGUUUCAUAACAGAUCAAAUAAAGACAUAUUCCUAGUUCAGCA